Molecule: messenger RNA, 1518 nt
Organism: Chanos chanos (milkfish)
Lineage: Eukaryota; Metazoa; Chordata; Actinopteri; Gonorynchiformes; Chanidae
Gene: rps6kb1a
Product: ribosomal protein S6 kinase b, polypeptide 1a
Exons: 15
Coding region: 1-1518 (505 amino acids)
Biological process (GO): signal transduction; protein phosphorylation
Molecular function (GO): protein serine/threonine kinase activity; ATP binding
Source: RefSeq, a predicted model, not a curated record
AUGGCAGGUGUGUUUGAUAUCGACCUAGACCAACCGGAGGAAAAUGUCUCUGACGAUGAGCUUGAGGAAGCGGCUCAAACCAACGAAUGUAUGGAACAGUGCAGCGGAUUUGAAUUUAAUAUGGAUGACUGUGAGAAGUUUGAAAUCUCAGAGGACAGUGUCAAUAAAGGCGCUGAACAGAUUCGACCUGAGUGCUUUGAACUGCUCAGAGUCUUGGGAAAAGGAGGCUAUGGGAAGGUGUUUCAAGUUCGAAAGGUAUCUGGAGCCACCUCCGGAAAAAUAUUUGCCAUGAAAGUUUUGAAAAAGGCCAUGAUUGUACGCAAUGCGAAGGACACAGCCCACACAAAGGCUGAACGGAAUAUUCUGGAAGAGGUGAAGCACCCGUUCAUUGUGGACCUCAUCUAUGCUUUCCAGACCGGUGGCAAACUUUACCUCAUUCUGGAAUACCUCAGCGGUGGAGAACUCUUCAUGCAGUUGGAGAGAGAAGGCAUCUUUAUGGAGGACACAGCCUGUUUCUAUCUGGCGGAGAUUUCCAUGGCCUUGGGUCACCUCCAUCAGAAAGGCAUCAUCUACCGGGACCUCAAACCUGAAAAUAUCAUGCUCAAUAACAACGGUCACGUGAAGUUGACUGACUUUGGACUCUGCAAGGAGUCGAUCCACGAUGGCACUGUGACUCACACCUUCUGUGGAACCAUAGAAUACAUGGCCCCAGAAAUCCUGAUGAGAAGUGGACAUAAUCGGGCUGUGGACUGGUGGAGUCUGGGAGCGCUGAUGUAUGACAUGCUGACAGGCGCGCCUCCUUUCACCGGUGAAAACCGUAAAAAGACUAUUGACAAAAUCUUGAAGUGCAAACUGAACCUUCCGCCUUACCUCACACAAGAAGCCAGGGAUCUGCUGAAGAAGCUACUAAAAAGAAACGCAUCGCUGCGUUUAGGAGCCGGGCCAGGAGACGCAUCUGAAGUACAGAGCCAUCCCUUCUUUCGAUACAUUAACUGGGAUGAUCUCCUCGCUCGCAAAGUAGAACCUCCGUUCAAGCCUUUUCUGCAAUCAGCAGAUGAUGUCAGCCAGUUCGACUCCAAGUUCACGAGCCAGACGCCAGUGGACAGUCCGGACGACUCCGCCCUGAGCGAAAGCGCUAACCAGGUCUUCCUGGGGUUCACAUAUGUAGCCCCGUCCGUGCUUGAAAAUGUGAAGGAGAAGUUUUCGUUUGAGCCAAAAAUCCGCUCACCUCGAAGGUUUCUGGGAAGCCCGAGAACACCAGUGAGCCCUUUGAAGUUUGAAACGGGGGACUGUUGGCCCAGGGGGCCUGCUUUACCUUGCGGGACGCCUGCUCUACUGUCUCCCGGUGAGCAGCCCAUGGAGGUGUCCGGCGUGGAACACAUGGACGUGAGCUCCGGCACCGAAGCAUCCGCCCCUCUCCCCAUCAGACAGCCGCUGGGUUCCACCAUGAGCACCUUCAAAACGCAACCCUAUCCAGUCAUCUCCAAACGACCCGAGCAUCUACGCAUGAACCUAUGA